Messenger RNA from Sipha flava (yellow sugarcane aphid), 2387 nucleotides. RefSeq names its product eukaryotic translation initiation factor 5B (gene eIF5B). The transcript has a single exon. Bases 61 to 2361 code for a protein of 766 amino acids. NCBI's taxonomy places the organism in Eukaryota, Metazoa, Arthropoda, Insecta, Hemiptera, Aphididae. Gene Ontology annotation, molecular function: translation initiation factor activity; GTP binding; GTPase activity. The record is from RefSeq and is a predicted model, not a curated record.
AUUUUUAAAUUUUAAUUUUUUGUUCUAGUUUUCAUUUUGUAUUAAAUCAUUAUUUCAAGAAUGUCGACUAAUGAUGCGAAAAAGAAGAAGAAGCCGACUGCUCCAGUCAAAGACAAAAAAGGACCUGGUAAAAAAGCUCUUGCAGCUUUAAAAGAAGUAAUACAACAACAAAAAGAAGAAGAGGAAAAGCUUCGUAGAGAAGAAGAAGAGGAGGAAAAACGUUUAGAAGAACUUGAAAAACAAAAGGAAGAAAAAUUAAAAUUAGAACAAGAAAAGAAGGAAAAGAAAAAACAGAAAGAAAAAGAAAAGAAAGAAAGAUUAAAAGCAGAAGGAAAAUUCUUAACUCCUAAACAAAAAGCUGACAGGGCUCGUGCACAGCUACUUUUAGAGACUUUUAAAGCGCAAAGUGAAGCGUUAUUGCGAGCUCAAUCAACUACAGAAAAAUUAGAUGAAAAUGGUGAAUCUGAUGAUUCAGAUGAAGAAAAUAAUGAAAAUAAUGAUGAAAAUGAUGAAAAUAUUGUAGCCAAGGUUGAAAAAGUUGAAACUCAAAAUGGAAACACAGACGAAGAAGAGAAAUCCAAUCUUCGAGCUGCUGUUGUGUGUGUCUUGGGUCAUGUAGAUACUGGAAAAACUAAAAUAUUAGAUAAGCUGCGCAGAACUAAUGUUCAAGAUGGAGAAGCUGGAGGUAUUACUCAACAAAUUGGAGCUACAAAUGUUCCACUUCAUGCUAUAAAAGAACAAACCAAAGUUGUGAUUGAUUAUGAAAAACGAAAGUUUCUUGUUCCGGGAUUAUUAAUUAUUGACACACCUGGCCAUGAAUCUUUCAGCAACCUUCGUAAUAGAGGCUCAUCAUUAUGUGAUAUUGCUAUCUUAGUAGUUGAUAUCAUGCAUGGUUUAGAACCACAAACUAUAGAAUCAAUUAAUAUUUUAAAAUCUAAAAAAACACCUUUUAUUGUUGCGUUAAAUAAAAUUGAUCGAUUGUAUGACUGGCAAACUAAUCCGCGUAAAGACGUAAGAGAUAUUUUGAGUUCUCAGCAUUCCAACACUCAAAAUGAAUUCAAAACAAGAUCACAAAACGUCAUAUUACAAUUCGCCGAACAGGGUCUAAAUGCGGCUCUAUUUUAUGAAAAUCCUGAUCCAAAAUCGUAUGUAUCUUUAGUACCUACAUCAGCUAUUACUGGCGAAGGAAUGGGAAAUUUAUUAGACCUUAUAAUUGAAAACUGCCAAACACAUUUGUAUAAAAGACUAUUAUUUAGUAAUGAACUACAAGCUACUGUGUUAGAAGUAAAAGCUAUAACUGGUUUAGGAACAACUAUUGACACCAUUUUAGUAAAUGGUUACCUCAAAGAAGGAGAUACGAUUGUUGUAGCAGGCACUGAUGGACCUGUCGUUACCCAGAUAAGAUCGUUAUUAAUGCCUCAGCCCUUAAAAGAACUGAGAGUAAAAAAUGCAUAUAUUGAGUAUAAAGAAAUAAAAGCUGCUCAAGGUGUUAAAAUUGCUGCUAAAGAUUUAGAAAAAGCUAUAGCUGGAUUAAAUAUUUAUGUAGCUCAUAAACCUGAUGAAAUAGAACAUCUUAAAGAUUUAGUAGCAAAAGAAUUAAAAUCUGCUCUUAGUACUAUAAAAUUACAAGAUAGAGGUGUUUAUGUUCAAGCUUCUACUUUAGGUUCAUUAGAAGCGUUACUGGAUUUCUUGAGAUCCAGUAAAAUACCAUAUAGUAAUAUAAGAAUUGGCCCUGUUGUUAAAAAAGAUGUUAUGAAAGCUUCAAUUAUGUUAGAACAUUUUCCAUUAUAUGCUACUAUAUUAGCUUUUGAUGUAAAAAUUGAAAGAGAUGCACAAGAAUUAGCAGAUAUGUUGAAUGUUAAAAUAUUCCAAGCUGAUAUUAUUUAUCAUUUAUUUGAUAAAUUUACGGCUUAUCAAGAUGAUUUAAAAAAGAAAAACCGAGAUCAAUUCAAAUCUAUUGCAGUUUUUCCUUGCAAGCUUAAAGUUUUACCACAGUUUGUUUUUAAUUCAAGGGAUCCAAUUGUUAUGGGAGUAAUGGUAGAAUCUGGAAUUGUAAAAGAAGGUACUCCUCUAUGUGUUCCCAGUAAAGAAUUUGUAGAUCUAGGUAUUGUGACAAGUAUAGAAAACAACCAUAAGGCCGUAGAAACCGCCAGAAAAGGUCAAGAAAUUUGUAUUAAAAUUGAACCAAUACCAGGAGAAGCGCCAAAAAUGUUUGGAAGGCAUUUUGAUGAAAAAGAUUUAUUGGUGAGCAAAAUAUCCAGACAGUCUAUAGAUGCAUGUAAAGAUCAUUUUAGAGAUGAUUUAUUGAAGACUGACUGGCAGCUAAUGGUUGAGCUCAAGAAAUUAUUUGAAAUUUUAUGAUAAAAUUAAUUUAUGUUUAAUAAUUU